AUGCAAGGGGAAGGGAAUGGAGUCUGGAUCCUGGGUCCUGAGGCACACAGAGAUGGUGAAAUUUGCCUCCUUGCGAUCACUGAUCUCACUGUCGCCAUCAUCAGAACUCCCAUCCUCAACCUCCAAGGACUUUUCUUCUGCACAACCAUGGGAUGCAAUCAAGGUGUCUUGAUCUCUGAUACAUGGUACAGAAGAUAUUAUAUGAAGAUCAUAGUCAUCAAUGCAGUUUUCAAUCUGCAGCAUGAAUCAAAGAGUCAGCUGAAUCAUGAGGCACUUCUCCUUCUUGAUGUAGUGCAUGCACAAUGCGAAGCCUUUUGUGCAGAACAAGCUCUGGCUGCAUGCAUCACCCACGAAUAUGAAUCAAUGGCCAAGUUGUACAAGUACAAGGUGGGCAGCAGCGAGGCACAGUUAUUGAGCAUGCUGGUAGUCGAAUACUUGCCAUUUGUCUAG
Pisolithus orientalis is the source of this 450-nucleotide messenger RNA. RefSeq lists its product as uncharacterized. The coding region runs from base 1 to 450 and encodes 149 amino acids. The record is from RefSeq and is a predicted model, not a curated record. The transcript is spliced from 7 exons. NCBI's taxonomy places the organism in Eukaryota, Fungi, Basidiomycota, Agaricomycetes, Boletales, Pisolithaceae.